CCCUUCUGGGGGCGCGCCUUAGUAAAUGUUACUUUGUAGCGCGUUUUGUGAGUUGCUGCUCUGUUAGUGUUUGAUAAACGGUUUGUUGUAUGUUGACCUGUUUAGUAGGUCAAUCUAUACGUUCCAGGUUAUUUUGUAUUAUAGUUGAUGUGUCCGGACAAUUUAUUGUGGUUUAAGGUCACUGUCAUCAUCCGGGUUUGAAUUGUUGACCUUUACGGUGGACGGUAGCCCGGAUCCUCAGGAGCUCCCAGGUAAUGCUUGCUGGUGUGCAUUAAUCAGAGCAUUGUGAUCCUUUUGAACAAUGGAAGCACCAACCAAAAAAAGGCCAAGAAUGUCUUCAUCAGAAGAAUGUAAGCUGGAACUGCCAAAUGGAGAUUCAGGCUCCAGAUUAGAAAGUGAGGGAAGUUCAACAGAAAAUGGAAUCGAGAGACUGCAGCAGACGUCAGAACUAGCAGGCACUAGUGAACUACGGAGACCCAAGAGGUUCACUUUCAGUGCAAAGCCAACACUUGAAGAAAUACGACAGAUACAUGCUGACUUUACAGAUGAGCGUGAUUGGAACCAGUACCACAAGCCACGAAAUCUGCUUCUAGCUAUGGUGGGAGAAGUGGGCGAAGUGGCAGAACUUUUUCAGUGGAAAGGAGAAGUUGCAGAGGGACUCCCUGAUUGGACGGAGAAGGAACAAGAGCAGCUGGCCCAUGAGCUGAGUGAUGUUUUAAUCUAUCUUGUAGAGCUGGCUGAGAAAUGCCAUGUCGACUUGCCCCAAGCAGUCUUGCGUAAGGUGGAACUGAAUAAACAGAAAUACCCUGCUAGCAAAGUGCAUGGCUUGGCUAAGAAAUAUACUGAAUACACAGACUGAUCUGACCCAGUGUUCACCCUACAUUCUGUGUCAUGUUUGGACCGGAUUCUCUCCCCCAAGGGGAGGGGCAUUGUGUGUGUGGGUAAGACUGGGGAAAUGGCUGUUUUAGAGAAGUUUGCCAUUUUUAUAAGUUGUGUUAAAGUAUGUUGGCUGCUCAACUUGCUGUUUAUGAAGGGGUGGCCGUAGGCAGAGUCAGAGUUCAGUAAUAGAAUAUAAAAAUGAGUUAGGCUUGUAGUCAGUCCACACUGAGUGCAGAACUUGACUUAUUUUAACCCAGUUCAGUUACUUUGUCAUGGACCCUUGGAGACAUGGGGGGUGCUUUACUCUUUGGCAUUAAAAAAGACUCCUUAACAUUAAAGCACUUGAAAAUUGCACAUUUUGCAUUUAAUUUCUUGCAACUUGUUAAUCUUGCCUUCAAGAGGCCUUGAAGAACAUUGAGCUUGGUUUCACACUGUAUGAGUGGAGCAAGCUUGUUGAUCUUUUUUAAAAUUCAUAUUUUGUUGUAACGUUUUAUUUUUUUCAAUUGUGAUGCUUUCAUUUUGUCAGAAGGCAGCAUGUUUGGGGGACAUGUAGUGUAUGCUUAGAGGGCGUUGGGACCCCCUGUCAAUUAAAAAUCUAUGUGGCCAGUCAUGGUCACACUUGUGCCUUGCAGUGCUUCCCUCUGCACUUUCAUAAGCUGCUUCAAAGACUAUGUCUGGUGUUACAUUUCUGUGAGGGAUGAAUAGUGCAUUAUCACUGACCUUGGGAAACAAAUAAUAGUGCAUUAUCACUGGCCUUAAAAACUAGCAAGACAAACUCAAGAUUAUUUAACAUUGAAUUCUGAGUUUUUAAAUGCCUACUUUUGUUUGAUAAUGUAGGUAGAUAGUAAAAUAGUUUUGUAUGAAGUUUUUUUAAAUGAAGGCAACAGUUUGUCGUCAAGAAACUAAUAAAAUUGUGCAACUGAAA
Molecule: messenger RNA, 1804 nt
Organism: Protopterus annectens (West African lungfish)
Lineage: Eukaryota; Metazoa; Chordata; Ceratodontiformes; Protopteridae
Gene: DCTPP1
Product: dCTP pyrophosphatase 1
Exons: 4
Coding region: 302-859 (185 amino acids)
Biological process (GO): nucleoside triphosphate catabolic process
Molecular function (GO): nucleoside triphosphate diphosphatase activity
Source: RefSeq, a predicted model, not a curated record